AUGAGUGUUUUAUUAAAAGAAGACAAUAUUAUUAUUAUUUCCCAUGAAGAUUACAUUCGUAAAAUGUAUAAUAAUGUAAACGGUGAAUCGUUAUGCUUUAAUCAAGACUUGUUUGCAAUCUGUGAACCGUUCAAAACUUAUAGCACCAACACAAAGUCCACAAAGAAAAGAAAACAAAACGACACUAAUGUUCAAAGUUUUCCUGCGAAAACAUUCGAGAAAUAUCGGGAGAAGAUUGUGAAAUGUUUAGUAGAGCAUACACAACGUGUUGACAAACAAAUAAAACAAGAUAUGUGUGAUUCUAAUGUUUUUCUGGCUAAUAACACAACAGAAUGUAGUAAAAAACGUAAAUUUUGUGAUUCGGACGAUAAAGCGUAUAAAGUUCCAAAUUUAAUAGCUUUAAAUGCAGUUUCUCGUCUUCAAGAUAAAUCCUCAGUUAUUUUGGGUAAUUUUAACGGUUCCAACACAUUUUCACAUGCUAUUACAAAAAACAUCAAUGCCGUGGAUUUCUUAUUCCCUGCAAAUUGUACAUUUAUCUGUAACGACGCACGCAAACUCUCCGAUUAUUUAAAACCAGAAGAAAAGUUUGAUGUGAUUGUUAUGGAUCCACCUUGGACCAACAAAGCAAUUCGUCGCAAAAACAAGAAACAAUUCACAAACGGAUAUUCUUUCAUGUCUAAUGGUGACAUCGAGCAACUUUCUGUGGACUCAUGGUUGAAACAAGAUGGCGUCGUGUUCGUUUGGUGCACUAACUCACCAGAACACCGCAAAGCUGUUGAUAGAUUCUUUCUAAAAUGGAACUUAAUCAAUGUUACACUUUGGUACUGGUUGAAAGUAACAAAACCGGCGAACCAAUAA
Dalotia coriaria is the source of this 858-nucleotide messenger RNA. It is a transcript of the gene Mettl4, whose product is annotated as Methyltransferase like 4. Gene Ontology annotation, cellular component: nucleus. The record is from RefSeq and is a predicted model, not a curated record. Gene Ontology annotation, molecular function: nucleic acid binding; methyltransferase activity. Gene Ontology annotation, biological process: methylation. The transcript has a single exon. Bases 1 to 858 code for a protein of 285 amino acids. Lineage: Eukaryota; Metazoa; Arthropoda; Insecta; Coleoptera; Staphylinidae.